UAUCAUCUGAUAUAUAGUAUAUAGGUGAUGCGAUAAAAACAUAUUUAAAAAGAUCGAAAUUAUGAGUCCAAAAUCCACAGCCUUUUGGAAAGCUGAGCAAAGUCUGAUGAAUCUUUUCAAGCAUUGUUCCACUCCCAACCAUUUGAAACAAAUACAUGCUAGAAUAAUCCUAACUGGUUUUCAUCACAACCUUAUUCUCGCCGGAAAGAUUAUCAUGUUUUCUGCUCUAUCCAAUAUCAAUUACGCACUUUCUGUAUUCCACACUAUUCAUAAACCAGAUGCAUUUCUCUGGAAUACCAUCAUUAGGGGUUUUGGUAAUUCCACCCAACCUCUAAAUGCUAUUCAUUUCUACAAAAGAAUGCAACUUGCAACAGAAUAUGUCAUUCCUGAUAAUUUUACCUUUUCUUUCUUGCUUAAAAUUAUUGCUAGAUUACAAUUACUUACCUUGGGGAAGCAACUGCAUUCUACUGUCUUUAAGUUUGGUCUUCAAUCUCAUACUUAUGUUAGGAAUUCUCUCAUGCAUAUGUAUGGUAUGUUGAAGGAUAUACAAGUUGCACACCACUUGUUCGAGGAAAUGCGUAAACCGGAUUUAGUUGCAUGGAAUUCUAUCAUCGACUGUCAUGUGUAUUGUGGAAAUUACAAUGAAGCUCUUGAUUUGUUCACGAGAAUGCUGCGGCACGGUGGUAUGCAAUUGCAACCUGAUGAUGCAACUUUGGUAGUGACCCUUUCAGCUUGUGGUGCAAUAGGAGCACUUGAUUUUGGGAGGAAGGUUCAUUUGUUUAUACGAGACAGUAUUAUUAAUUUUGGGGAAAGCAUAUCGGUCUUUAAUGCCCUUGUCGACAUGUAUGCAAAGUGUGGUGCUGUGGAAGAAGCCUAUGAGACAUUUAGCAACAUGAAAAGGAAGAACUUAGUUUCAUGGAAUAUCAUGAUUCUCGGCUUUGCUUCCCAUGGUAAUGGAGAAGAGGCUUUAUCACUUUUUACAAGAAUGUUACAAGAAAAUGUUGAGAGACCGAAUGACGUUACUUUCUUGGGAGUAUUGUGUGCUUGUAGUCACGGAGGAUUGGUUGAUGAAGGAAGAUGGUAUUUUGAUAUUAUGAAUCGAGACUACACCAUCCAACCUACAAUAAAGCAUUAUGGGUGCAUGGUGGACCUUUUGGGUCGUGCUGGUUUAGUCAUGGAAGCAUACGAUUUGAUAAAGAACAUGCCAGUAGACUGCAAUGCUAUUGUAUGGAGGACAUUGUUAGCUGCAUGUCGAAAUUAUGGAAAUGUUGAACUUGGUGAGAAGGUAAGAAGACAUCUAUUGGAAUUGGAACCAGACCAUAGCAGUGAUUAUGUUCUUCUUGCUAACAUGUAUGCAAGCACAGGUCAAUGGAAUGAAAUGAGCAAACAGAGAAGAUCAAUGCAUGAAAGGAGAGUUCGGAAAACAGAGCCUGGUAAUAGCUUUAUUGGCAUUCCUGGAAUGAAGUUGGAGAAAGAGUCUGUUGAAAGAUUGUUGUAACGCCACCCAGAAGUUUUCGUUUAUGCUUAAACAGCUGUCGGCUUCUUGGUUUGAAGGUUUCAACUGACUUGGCCGGUCUGGUAACUUGUCAGAGUUGUAUGUCAUCUCUACUGUGUUUCAUUCAAGACCUGUAUCCUCAUGAUGCAACUUGAAAAAAUACAAGGAAACAAUUUUUGACUAAGCGGAAAACAGUAAGAAAAAUAUAUCUGCUACUACUCACUGUAUUUAUCUUUUUUCUCCUUUCAAGUAUUACCUAAAAUAAAUAGAAUGUGAUCAAAAUCUAGAACAGGAAUAUUUCAGCCUCAAUACAUUUAGUCUUUAUAAGUAGAAUCUUAUUAAAAUUAUGAAGCAUCAACUUUUUGAUAUCAUUUGGAUAUAUUGGAACUUAUUAGAAUUAAAAGUAGUGUAAAACUUAGUGAAGUCUAUACUAAGUACAUACAUAUUUGAAAAUUGAUUGUUAUGUUUUUUUGAUUCAGGAUUCUUUCUUGAACUUCAUUUACAUGGAAGAAUGAAAUACCAGCCUGCAGCAAUGGGCUCCUAAGACGCAAGGUAGGAAUCUCCGGAGUGGUUUCGUGAUAACUGUGUUGGGGUGCCCCUAGCGCUGAGCCACGACCAGAUUAUAGAUGUUGGUAACAAGUUCAUUUGCACCUUGCAUCUCGAGUGCAGCUUGGAGUCGGAGAUUCUGAGACACAUUUGGCUCUGACGAUUGCAAUUGUGGCGGAGGUUGCUUCAACGUGUGAGCUUGGAAUUCUUGUUGAAACACUUGGAAUGACGAUGGGACUUGAAAAGUAUCUUGCAAAGCCAGUUGAGAAGUCGGGAUCUUGUGAGAUGCAACAAAUGUAGAAGUUACCUGAACUAGAACUCCUACUUUCGGCGAAGGAGGCUCUUCAAAUGUGAGGGUGAAGACCGAUGCGAUGAUGUUGUGGAGUGCCUGGAAGGAUGAUCAGGCGUUACGUGUAGGAAUAGCGUUGAGAUGAAUAGUGGGUCGAGUUGAUUUGAAAGCUACUAUCGAUGACAGUUGUAAAGGUUAAUUGUGACAGGAUCAGUUAAUAGAAACAGUUGCGUUGGAGCAGUGUCUUGCUUCAGUGCGGGACUCUCCAACGAGAACACACUUAUUCGCGAAUGAGCAAGAUUGUUUGAUUACGCCUUCGAAUUAGGUCGAUCUUAUUGGACUGUUUGGUCUAUUCAAAAAAUAGACAGAAAAAAUUCAAGAAAAUAACAUGUAUUUUAAUGACAUAUACUAGUAUAAAUAUAUGACAUUUUAUAAUUAGUUU
Molecule: messenger RNA, 2772 nt
Organism: Lathyrus oleraceus (garden pea)
Lineage: Eukaryota; Viridiplantae; Streptophyta; Magnoliopsida; Fabales; Fabaceae
Product: pentatricopeptide repeat-containing protein At1g59720, chloroplastic/mitochondrial
Exons: 2
Coding region: 62-1498 (478 amino acids)
Biological process (GO): RNA modification
Molecular function (GO): RNA binding; protein binding
Source: RefSeq, a predicted model, not a curated record